CGUGGCAAUAUAAUAAAGUAGGCGUGGUAACCCAUCAGCUCCGCAGUUUUAUUGGAUGGCCCAGCCGCCGUCAAGCAGCUCUCACUGACGUGAAGUGUUGUCAGAAAGCGCGCCAAAGGAGAUCUCACGUUAUAACGUGUUGCUUGUUAUUAAAGCAGAUCAAAAUGGCAUCAACAAGCAAGGUACCUCUUCAGGCCAGGAACUUGCCAUGGGUUGAAAAGUACAGACCACAGACGCUGGAUGAUUUAAUCUCACAUCAGGACAUUCUGAGUACAAUUCAGAAGUUCAUCAGCGAAGACCGACUGCCACACCUGCUGUUUUACGGGCCCCCAGGAACAGGAAAGACCUCCACCAUUUUAGCCUGCGCUAAGCAGCUCUACAAGGAUAAAGAGUUCAACGCCAUGGUUCUGGAGCUCAACGCUUCAGACGACCGCGGUAUAGACGUGGUUCGAGGCCCCAUCCUCAGCUUCGCCAGCACCAGGACCAUUUUCAAGAAAGGUUUUAAGUUGGUGAUUCUGGACGAGGCGGAUGCCAUGACCCAGGAUGCUCAGAACGCUUUAAGGAGAGUGAUCGAGAAGUUCACCGAGAACACUCGGUUCUGUCUGAUCUGUAACUACCUGUCUAAAAUCAUCCCUGCGCUGCAGUCGCGAUGCACGCGGUUCCGUUUCGGACCUCUGUCCCAGACCCAGAUGAUCCCCAGACUCGAGCACGUCAUCCAGCAGGAGAGCAUCGACAUCACUCCCGAUGGCAUGAAGGCUAUUGUGACGCUGUCAACGGGAGACAUGAGGCGAUCGUUAAACGUCCUACAGAGCACUCACAUGGCCUAUGGGAAGGUGACCGAGGAGACGGUUUACACGUGCACAGGACAUCCUCUGCGCUCAGACAUCGCCAACAUACUCGACUGGGCCUUGAACAAAGACUUCACCUCAGCAUAUAACCAAAUCCUACAGCUGAAAACUCUGAAAGGAUUAGCGCUGCACGACAUCCUGACCGAGCUGCAUCUUCUCAUACACAGAGUGGAUUUUCCUCCAGCGAUUCGGAUGGGCUUGCUGAUUAAGCUGGCCGACAUCGAGUAUCGCUUGGCCUCUGGAACCAGUGAGAAGAUUCAGCUGAGUUCAAUGGUAGCUGCUUUCCAGGCAGUUAGAGAUAUAGUGGUCAGUGAUGCCUAAUCCAGUUAUCACACACCCACACACACCACAGAAAU
This is a messenger RNA of Ictalurus furcatus (blue catfish), 1204 nucleotides long. RefSeq names its product replication factor C (activator 1) 5 (gene rfc5). Lineage: Eukaryota; Metazoa; Chordata; Actinopteri; Siluriformes; Ictaluridae. The transcript is spliced from 11 exons. Gene Ontology annotation, biological process: DNA repair; DNA-templated DNA replication. Gene Ontology annotation, cellular component: DNA replication factor C complex; nucleus. Bases 165 to 1169 code for a protein of 334 amino acids. Gene Ontology annotation, molecular function: DNA binding; ATP hydrolysis activity; DNA clamp loader activity. The record is from RefSeq and is a predicted model, not a curated record.